AUGUUAAUGCUCUCACUUCGAUUCUUUAAUCGUCUGCUGCUUUCUCGUCUUCAUUUGUGUGGUGCUUUCGUUUAUUGUUUUUGUUGAAUGCCGGAAUUCAAUGAACGCUGGACGCGAACAAUGGGCUAAACAUGCGAGGCAUCUCAAUUGUGCGUCAUCAUUCACAAGUGUUUCUUCUCAAGAGUUGAUAUACUCGUACUUGUCAGUUAUGAGUUCGUUGAAUCUUCUCUGUUCGACGACUUCUGUCUGCAUUUAUUACCCUAUGACGUGAGUAAUUCAUGCGCGUGUCAACGAAACGCGCGUCGAAAGUAAUUAUUUUUACUGGCGACCCAAAUAGAAGAAAGAAGAGAAGUAUUUUUGGACUUUAUCUUAUAUUCAAGGCAUUUAAGAACGCAUUUAGUAGUAUUACAUUUUACUUUCGACUUAAUUUUUAGAUUUGAAAAUUAUUAGUAUUAUAUAAGGACAUAGCACAGUCGCAAACCCAAUAGUAGCGUGGAUCAGUCCACCCCCGCGGCGCAAACGCAAAAUUAUUGAUUCAUGCCUCUGCUUUCAACGAUUCAAUCCUUCCGACAUCACGUGAGGUAAAAUACAUUGGUCAGCUGAUUUCUACCGACACAAACUCGCGAAACCUCCAAAAAAUCUCCAAAAAUUUACUCGUUUAUUAAUUAAUGUUUAAUAUCAUUUUGAGCUUCAAACUUUCAUCAGUUGUGUGUUAAAAUGAAUAAAUUACUAUUUACAAUAACAUUUGGAUAUUUGGCGUGCGCGAUGCGUGUGAAUAGUACGCCGGCAAUGCAGAAACGUAAUAUUGGUGGCGACACUGAUGUACCGAAGUGCAUUGAAAACUUCGACAUCCACAAGGAUAAGAUCAUCAGGACGACAGAUUCGCGCGCGAUGGGCGCUAAAUACCUCAACGAGAUGGACCUGGACUCACGCGAGGAAUGCCUGCGGUUGUGUUGCGAGACAGAGAACUGUGAUGUGUUUGUUUAUGAAGAAAAGAACGCUGGAAGUUGUUAUCUGUUCCAAUGCGGCCCGCCUGAAGACUUCAAAUGCAAAUUCACACAUCACGUCAACUACACCUCUGCGAUCAAUCGACAUUUAUUGGAUCUAGAGAGUCAGAUAAAACUUACAAAACACGAACAGGACUUAACCAAACUUAGAAAGCCGGAAGUGAUAAACACGGGAAGUGUGGAAACAACAACGCGUCCAUCGUCAACCACAUCAAAGUCAACGACAAUUAUCUCCAAGAUUCUCAACGCACACACCGAAACACCUGCAAAACCAGCAAAUAAAAAAUGUAGUCCAUUCCAGUUUGAGUGCCGGUCAACACGUGAAUGCAUCGCAAUUUACAAUGCCUGUGAUGGUAUCCCACAAUGCGCAGAUGAAAGUGAUGAAGGACCCGAACUGCAAUGUCCUGAUGCGACUGCUACUUCAGGACGAAUUCAACAAGCACCCCUACUUCAACCACAAGAGUUGCAGCCUAGAUUACAACUAGGCCCACAAUCUCAGAUACAAUCACCAAACCCAGACUUGUAUCGUCUACGAUUACCAGCAAAGCAACCUGUUGACAACUUAAACCCCGGAAGGGAUGCAACCCGACAACAACCUGAUUUUCUACGUCCAGUGUCCGAUCCGCAGAAUCCUCUGCACGGACCACAAUAUGAUCCUCAACAACUGUCGCAGUAUCAAUAUCUUGUGCCACAGGGUCAGCAAAGUAACUGGGAACAUAUGCCACAGCAAGAGAUGUCAAAUAAUCAACAUGGCGGACAAUAUCAAAGUAAGAAUAGUCACAUAUUCAAUCAUAAGGAAACCGGUCUGCAGGUGCCCGACGUCGCUGAGCCAAGGUACAAUACCAACAAAUAUUAUAAGGGAGCAAUGCAGACGCUGCAUCACGCGCUCGGAUAUUCAAACACGGGUCAAAUGCAAUAUGUGGACGGGCAACGCUUGCGAAACUAUUAUGGCGCUGACGUAUACGGUCAGCAAAUUCCCCAAUUGCCGCCAAUACUCGAAAAUAAUUGGCCCAACGGCAAUAAUCACCCAGAUUUUAGGCAAAAUAUAAUGUACCCGAAUCAGGAUGUUAAUUCUGGGCGAGAAACAUGGAAUCCACAUCAACAAGGACCUGCGAAAACCGAAACAAACAAAAUGAUUUACAAUCAACCAGCGACCAAAGACUUGCCGCAAAUAAUAGAAACAAAAGAAAUUGGCAAGCAUGAACAAGAAAAAGUCGCUAAUGAUUUGAAAAACUCCAAACAGCAUUUUGCGGAUCAAAACAUCGCAUUGACAUCGUCAAUCUCAAAACCCACACACUCUAAUACUGGAAAUAAUUAUGAGCAUGAUCACAAUCAACCUGGCAAAUAUAUUACGGAAUACAAAAUUACUUCGGAAACUCUAACGGCCAUUGAAGACGGUAUUGCAGAGACACCUGGCGGAGCGGUUUUGUCACUAUCUUUGGGAUUAGUUUUGACUGCGUUGAUGGGAAUUCUCAUCGGUUGUCGCCUUAGAGUGGUGCGGAGACGGUUAAGACGUGGCGGCAAAUCUUUCGCGCAUGACGCUGACUAUCUAGUCAACGGAAUGUACUUGUAAUGAAACAAAUGAGUUAUUAUAUUGCGUUCACUGCAAAUCUCAUGUAAUCUAAAAAAAACUAUUAAUUAAUGAAGAUAUCAGUCGAAUGUUUGUAAAUUUGUAACAAUAUAUCAUGAAUAUUCAAGAUUAA
Molecule: messenger RNA, 2710 nt
Organism: Dalotia coriaria
Lineage: Eukaryota; Metazoa; Arthropoda; Insecta; Coleoptera; Staphylinidae
Exons: 14
Coding region: 718-2580 (620 amino acids)
Molecular function (GO): protein binding
Source: RefSeq, a predicted model, not a curated record